Molecule: messenger RNA, 853 nt
Organism: Paramecium pentaurelia
Lineage: Eukaryota; Ciliophora; Oligohymenophorea; Peniculida; Parameciidae
Source: the annotation of a GenBank genome assembly
AUGUAUUUAAUUUUCAUUUCACUACUAUUUUUAUCAUAAUGUCAAGAUCCUACAGUUUUUAAGGCAUCUGACAAGGUCUCUUAUAUAAUAAAGGAUAAAUUAAAGAGGCCAGCAGAUUUGCUUUUCUUUACAGAAGGUCUAACUUUUAUUGCAGAUAAUGUAUUAUUAGAGAGUACAGGUUUAUAUGGGGAUUCUGAGAUACAUUAUAUUGAUAAUGUGUUUGAUAAAUAGAACAUAGAGUUAAAAUUACGUUAGCCUAUAGGAAAACAGUAUUUCGGUGAGGGAUGUUCAAAAAUAAAAAACAAAAACGGAAAAGAUGAAAUCUAUAUGUUGACUUGGAAAGAGAGAAAAGCAUUUCUAUUGAAUAGCAAUUUGUAGUUAGUUUAAGAGUUGGAAAUACCAGGAGAAAUCUAAGAAGGAUGGGGAAUGACUUCUUAUAGAGAUAAAAAAGGAGAUGCAAUGCUUUUAAUUUCAGAUGGAACAAAUAGAUUGUAUCAUGUAGAUCCAAAUGAUUUUAAAGUAAAGAAGACUGUAAGUGUUCGUUUAGAGAAUGGAAAUGAGCUCAAUAAAUUAAAUGAAUUAGAAAUUAUAGGAGAUGGUACAGUUCUAGCAAAUAUUUAUGAAACUCCAUUGAUUGCUUAAAUAGAUCCACAUGAUGGAAAGCUAUUAGAUAUACUUGACUUUACUGCAUUGAUCCAAGAUGUUGAGAGUGUGAAAGGUAAAGGAUAUACUGAUCCUAUGUUUAACAAGGUGUUAAAUGGGAUAGCAUAUAGAGAAGGUAAUCUAAUAUUAAGUGGUAAAUAAUGGCCUUAUUUUUAUUAAAUUGAAUUAUAAUCAUAAUAAUAAUCAUGAA